Molecule: messenger RNA, 5920 nt
Organism: Perognathus longimembris pacificus (Pacific pocket mouse)
Lineage: Eukaryota; Metazoa; Chordata; Mammalia; Rodentia; Heteromyidae
Gene: Pld1
Product: phospholipase D1
Exons: 27
Coding region: 1148-4375 (1075 amino acids)
Biological process (GO): regulation of microvillus assembly; phosphatidic acid biosynthetic process; cell motility
Molecular function (GO): D-type glycerophospholipase activity; phosphatidylinositol binding
Source: RefSeq, a predicted model, not a curated record
ACAUUUUUCUAAAAUGAAAUCUAAGUUAAAAUUCUUUACUUUGAAACCUUGAUGUAUAAUAUUUAAGCUCCAUUUUUAAGUGGCAAUAGACAAUCCAUUUAAAAAGAUUUUUGUGUCUUACAAAUGUAGGUGAUGAAAGAAAAUUAUAAGAGUGAUUUUAAGAUUUACAAGCAACCAAAUCAGACUCAGAAGUUAGAAAGUUCUUUGAUCAGUUUUCUUCUUGAACAUAUAGUAAUUUUUUUUCCUGUGUGUGCCACCACUAGGGCUUGAACUCGUUUUCACUCAAGCCUGACACUCUAUACCACUUGAAUCACAAAUUCAGAUCUACUUUUCUGUUGGUUAGUUAGAGGUCUUCUGACUUGCCUGCUAAGAUUGCCUUCAAAGUGAGAUCCUUAUAUUGCAAUGAUCCUGAAUAGCUAGAAUUACAGACGUGAGCCACCUGUGCCCAGUUGAACAUAUAUUAAAAUUUGAACUGUAACAAUUACGGAGGUUUAAGGCUUAUUUAGUGCUAUGCAAAAAAUCUGAAACCAGUGACAGCAUGUAAAAGUUUGCUUUCCAGACACAAUAAUGUCCUAUGUCCAUCUUAGGCAAUGCAAAAUUAUAGCACUGUAGAUUUCAUGACCCUCACACAACUUGGGCCAACAAUGAAGAAGUGAUUUCACGGCCCUCAGAGAAGGCAGACUGUAUUCCCCUUGUUUAAGAUGAAUUGGCCACUUUAAUACAGUGUCUGAGGGGAGAAAUGGGAGUGAGAGUCUCUUUGUUUUAAGUUGUGUUUUGGUGUUCUGGGGUAGCAGAAAGCAAGCCUGAAGCCUUAGCUCAUUCUGUGUAUGCAUUUUCUUUUGCACCACCUCCCAGCAUCCUUUUAACCUGUGGCGUGUGGUUUCAAGUUCAUUCUUGAAGCUGAUUGGCUAAAGUGUUUUGUGGGUGGGGCCAACUUAAGUUGCCUUUAGGGAGGUGGCCAAAGCUGAGCUUGGGAACAGGGCUGUGGAUUCCCUGUUUCUGUGAAUUCACAGGGUAAUCAAUUUUGUUCCUCUCUCUCACUCAGCUGUCAGCUGACUUGAGGAUUAGUUUCAUAGGAAGGAUUCUUUCUUUAGAAUAAUAUGGAGCGACUGCUUUUCCCGGGGCACCAGCCCUGCCUCAACUUAAAAUGUCGCUGAAAAACGAGCCCAGGGUAAAUACCUCUGCUCUGCAGAAGAUUGCAGCCGACAUGAGCAACCUGAUAGAGCAUCUGGACACUCGGGAGCUCCAUUUUGAAGGGGAGGAGGUGGAGUACGAUGCAUCUCCUAGUGAUCCCAAGACUCAGGAAGAGUGCAUCCCUUUCUCUGCUGUUUAUAACACUCAAGGAUUUAAGGAGCCGAACAUACAGACCUAUCUCACUGGCUGUCCAAUCAAAGCCCAAGUCUUAGAAGUGGAGCGAUUCACGUCUACCUCGAGGGUACCUAGCAUCAAUUUGUACACUAUUGAAUUAACACAUGGGGAGUUUAAAUGGCAAGUGAAGAGGAAAUUCAAACACUUCCAAGAAUUUCACCGGGAGCUGCUCAAGUACAAAGCCUUUAUCCGAAUCCCUAUUCCCACCCGAAGGCACACUUUCAGAAGACAGAAUGUCAAAGGGGAGAGGCCUCAUGAGAUGCCUAGUCUGCCUCGUUCAUCAGAAAAUGGAAUCCGGGAAGAACAUUUCUUUAGCAGAAGGAAACAACUGGAAGAUUAUUUGACAAAAAUACUGAAAAUGCCCAUGUAUAGAAACUAUCACGCCACAACAGAAUUCCUUGAUAUAAGCCAGCUGUCUUUCAUCCGUGAUUUGGGACCAAAGGGCCUAGAAGGAAUGGUCAUGAAAAGGUCUGGAGGACACAGAAUUCCGGGACUGAAUUGCUGUGGCCAGGGAAGGGCGUGCUACCGAUGGUCAAAAAGGUGGCUGAUAGUGAAAGAUUCCUUCCUGCUCUACAUGAAGCCGGACAGCGGGGCUAUCGCCUUUGUCCUGCUGGUGGACAAGGAGUUCCAGAUCAAGGUGGGGCGGAAGGAGACAGAAACCAAGUACGGCGUUCGAAUUGAUAAUCUUUCAAGGACGCUUAUUUUGAAAUGCAACAGCUACCGACACGCUCGGUGGUGGGGAGGGGCCAUAGAAGAAUUCAUCCAGAAACAUGGCACCAACUUUCUCAAAGAUCAUCGAUUCGGAUCCUACGCAGCCAUCCAGGAGAACACAUUAGCCAAAUGGUAUGUUAACGCCAAGGGAUAUUUUGAAGAUGUGGCAAAUGCGAUGGAAGAGGCCAGCGAGGAGAUUUUCAUCACAGACUGGUGGCUGAGUCCAGAAAUCUUCCUGAAACGACCUGUGGUUGAAGGAAAUCGCUGGAGGCUAGACUACAUUCUUAAACGAAAAGCACAACAGGGUGUGCGGAUCUUCAUCAUGCUUUAUAAAGAGGUGGAGCUCGCGCUUGGAAUCAACAGCGAAUACAGCAAGAAGGUGCUAAUGAGGUUGCACCCCAACAUAAAGGUGAUGAGGCACCCGGAUCACGUGUCCUCCAGCGUCUACCUGUGGGCUCACCACGAGAAGCUGGUGAUCAUCGACCAGUCCAUAGCCUUUGUGGGUGGCAUUGACCUGGCCUACGGGAGGUGGGAUGACCACGAACACAGGCUGACUGACGUGGGCAGCGUGAAGCGGGUCAUUUCAGGGCCGACCCUCGGCUCUCUCACGGCUGCAGUGACAGGGUCCAUGGACGCCCUCAGCCUCCAGAGUCGAGCAGACGGCCCUCAAGCCCUGCCCGUCCUCAGAAGUGCUGACGACGCAGACUCCAGGCUGAAAGGAAUCGGGAAGUCCAGAAAGUUCUCCAAGUUUAGCCUGUACCGGCAGCUGCACCUACACCACCUGCACAACACCGACAGCCUGAGCAGCUUGGACAGCGCCUCCAGUUAUCUUAAUCAUUACAGAAGUCAUCAGACUUUAAUCCAUGGUUUCAAGCCUCACUUGAAACUCUUCCGCCCUUGCAGUGGGUCUGAGCAGGGACCCACUAGACCCCACGUUGACAGCGGCUCCAUCCGCAGCCUACAGACAGGUGUGGGAGAGCUACACGGGGAAACCCGAUUCUGGCACGGCAAGGACUACUGUAAUUUUGUCUUCAAAGACUGGGUUCAACUGGAUAAGCCUUUCGCUGAUUUCAUUGACAGGUAUGCCACUCCCCGGAUGCCCUGGCAUGACAUUGCCUCUGUAGUCCACGGGAGGGCAGCUCGAGACGUGGCCAGGCACUUCAUCCAGCGCUGGAACUUCACCAAGAUUAUGAAGCCAAAAUAUCGGUCCCUUUCUUAUCCUUUCCUGCUUCCAAAGUCUCAAACUACAGCCCACGAGCUAAAGUAUCAGGUGCCUGGAGCUGUGCAUGCUACUGUGCAGUUGCUCCGCUCAGCUGCUGACUGGUCCGCUGGAAUCAAGUACCACGAAGAGUCCAUCCACUCUGCUUACGUCAGCGUCAUCCAGAACAGCAAGCACUACAUCUACAUCGAAAACCAGUUUUUCAUAAGCUGUGCCGAUGACAAGGUUGUUUUCAACAAAGUGGGUGACGCCAUUGCGCAGAGGAUCCUCAAAGCUCACAGGGAAGGCCAGAGAUACCGGGUGUAUGUCGUGAUUCCCCUCCUGCCGGGGUUUGAAGGAGACAUUUCAACCGGGGGAGGAAACGCGCUGCAGGCGAUAAUGCACUUCAACUACAGAACCAUGUGCAGAGGAGAAAAUUCUAUUGUUGGACAGUUAAAAAGAGAACUUGGCAAUCAGUGGAUAAAUUACAUUUCAUUCUGUGGUCUUAGAACACACGCCCAGCUUGAGGGAAAUCUAGUCACCGAGCUUAUCUACGUCCACAGCAAGCUUCUAAUUGCUGACGAUAACACAGUCAUUAUUGGCUCCGCCAACAUCAAUGACCGCAGCAUGCUGGGGAAGCGGGACAGCGAGAUGGCAAUCAUGCUGGAGGACACGGAGACAGUCCCCGCCGUGAUGGAUGGGAAGGAGUACCAGGCCGGCUGCUUUGCCCAUGGGCUUCGCCUGCAAUGCUUCAGGGUUGUCCUGGGCUAUCUUUCCGACCCAAGUGAUGACAUCCAGGACCCAGUGAGUGACAAAUUCUUCAAGGAUGUGUGGGUCUCAACAGCAGCUCGCAAUGCUACAGUUUAUGAUAAGGUGUUCCGGUGCCUUCCUAAUGAUGAAGUACACAACCUAGUGCAGCUCCGAGACUUCAUAAACAAGCCCAUCCUCGCCCGGGAAGAUCCCCCACGAGCUGAGGAAGAACUGAAGAAGAUCCGUGGGUUCUUGGUCCAGUUCCCCCUUUAUUUCUUAUCUGAAGAAAACCUCCUGCCUCCUGUGGGAACGAAGGAGGGCAUCGUGCCCAUGGAGGUGUGGACUUAGGAUGCACUCACACAUUCUCGCUGCUCAUGGACUUCCGCUCUGGAGACCGCAUUCCACACAGAGCACACAGAGGCUUCCCGGGACCACGCAGCCACAGUCAGGCUGUUGCACUCCUGGAUUCUUAGGAAUGGCUGAGGAAGACUCAGCCAUCCACAUGCGAGGCCAAGGUUCCUUAGUUCACAGUGUCCCACUCCGAUUCCCAACCCAGGGAAAAGGACUUGAUCCUUACUAGCAGUAUAUAAUCAACCAUGUAACCAUGGGAGCAAAUUCAUGAUAGAUGCCAAAACCUGUCUCCUUUGCUAACAAGGUUCUACCAGUCACUGUGGCCCGGCUCCCUGUGCCUUGUUCUUCCCUACCCCUGGUGUAGUCAGCCACCCUCCAUGGAUCCACCCCCUCCCCUAGUCCAUGAUAGCGGUGCUUGGGCUGUCACUGUAUACGGGUUGAGGGUUAUUUCAAGAUUCCUCAAGGUUACAUGGAGUGGCCUUGUCCAGCUGGUUCUCAGGUAGGAGCGUCCACCCCCCGCCCCCAAAGACUUGGCCAGUGUUCCUUUCCGGAUCAUGAGGGACAGGACAGACUAUGCGGACGCCCAGGUCUGCCCCUCAUGACAACAUGGAAGCCAUCCACAUACCACAGAAUGACAGGAACAAACAGAGAUUCCACUCCAUUGCCAAAGCCACUGCCAAGAUGGUGCUUAUGACUGAACACACCUGGUGAAACUGGAAAACACAGGGUAAGACAUUGGGUGUAUUGUAGUGACCAGAUAAAUAAAUCUCAGCAGGAGCCUUCAAAACUGCCAAGGUGUCCAUGAGAGUCUGAGAGAGACAAGAAGAUUCCUGAGCACCCCCCAGAUUCCCUCCCAUUCUUAGCUCCUGGCUUGAUUGAAAUCUGAAUUUGUUCAUUUCAGAGACUCAAAGAAGUAAAUGCAAUUUGUCUUUGAAGAAAAUCUACACUUAAUGACUUCCAGCAAGUUAAUGCAUGAGUCUGUUUGACAGCCCUCUCACGAUGUUGUCCCCUUUAAAACAAAGCCUCUGAUUAGAAACUAGCUACUACUUUGCUUGCAUGGUUAAAUAGGACCCAACAUUCCACCAGGGCAGCUGAAGAAAUUGUACAGAUUGUUCACCCCAUCAUCCUAGUCUACGAACUAUUCUGGAAAGCCAUUUCUCCUUUCUAGAUGUGCAGGUACCUUUGGUAGACCAAAGGUCUGAGUUUACUAAGCAGACUUCUGACCACAUAAAGAGCUCAGGGUGAGUGUGUUGUGGGGGGGGGGGGGUUGUCCCAGAGGCUUGGGACUGGUACACAUGGUGCUUGUGUGGUGAUAGUGCACAGAAAGAGAUUGCCAGGAUAGAAUCUCCCUUGGGCUGCUCUUCAAAGCAAUCUCCCAGUCCCUGUUUUCAUGAGCUGAUAUUACAUUCGAAAAGAUGAUGCCAGACUCCACAGCCAGUGGUAUUAGUUAGUAGUAGAGUCGGUGUCAGACCCGAGAGAGGACAGGGAUAAAUGGGGCGAGAUUUUGUGACCAAUGGUAAGAGAAGCAUACUUCCAUGAAUA